Scaptodrosophila lebanonensis is the source of this 1577-nucleotide messenger RNA. It is a transcript of the gene Pp4-19C, whose product is annotated as serine/threonine-protein phosphatase 4 catalytic subunit. The coding region runs from base 353 to 1276 and encodes 307 amino acids. Gene Ontology annotation, cellular component: nucleus; cytoplasm. The transcript is spliced from 3 exons. Gene Ontology annotation, molecular function: protein serine/threonine phosphatase activity. The record is from RefSeq and is a predicted model, not a curated record. Gene Ontology annotation, biological process: double-strand break repair via homologous recombination; peptidyl-serine dephosphorylation. Lineage: Eukaryota; Metazoa; Arthropoda; Insecta; Diptera; Drosophilidae.
UCUAGUGUGCAACAUUAUUUCUUGACCGAAAUUCAACAAAUAACCGAUGUUCGGCCUAAUAAAACCUAUCACAGACAAGUUAUUGGUGUAUUAACAAUAAUUGUAAAUCCAACUUAGGCGCCACCGCGGCGGUCACAAUAGUUUGUACCUUGCCUACGGUAAUCCAAAGCCGAGCGCCACAAAUUUGCGCGUGCCGCUGUAAUUGCAACCAUUAUAUUUGGUUUAGCCUGGUUUAUUUUUUGACGGUGGCCACAGCACCGUAGGCUUUACAGAAUCGCGCAAUUCCAUACUGCCUCUGACUCUGUUGUCGUCUACGACGGCGCCAUCACCAAUAAAAAACGAUCUUACUACCAUGACUGACUACAGCGACUUGGAUCGUCAAAUCGAACAGCUAAAACGCUGUGAAAUCAUCAAGGAGAACGAGGUGAAAGCAUUGUGCGCCAAGGCGCGUGAAAUACUUGUCGAGGAGGGCAACGUGCAACGCGUGGACUCGCCAGUGACUGUGUGCGGUGACAUACACGGUCAGUUCUACGAUCUCAAAGAGCUAUUUAAAGUUGGUGGUGACGUGCCCGAAAAGAACUAUUUGUUUAUGGGUGACUUUGUUGAUCGCGGCUAUUACAGCGUCGAAACAUUCCUUUUGCUGCUUGCGCUUAAGGUGCGCUAUCCUGACCGAAUCACGCUGAUACGCGGAAAUCAUGAAUCUCGUCAGAUAACACAGGUUUACGGAUUCUACGACGAGUGUCUUCGCAAGUACGGUUCUACAGCCGUUUGGCGUUACUGCACCGAAAUUUUCGACUACCUCAGCCUAUCGGCUAUAAUCGAUGGCAAGAUAUUUUGUGUGCACGGUGGCCUUUCACCAUCCAUACAGUAUUUAGAUCAGAUACGCAGCAUCGAUCGCAAGCAGGAAGUGCCCCACGACGGCCCUAUGUGCGAUCUGUUAUGGAGCGAUCCGGAGGAUCAGACCGGCUGGGGCGUCUCACCGCGCGGUGCCGGCUACUUAUUUGGGUCUGAUGUAGUCUCUCAGUUCAACCGCACCAACGAUAUUGACAUGAUCUGUCGAGCACAUCAACUGGUUAUGGAGGGCUUUAAAUGGCAUUUUAAUGAAACAGUGCUGACAGUGUGGUCGGCGCCCAACUACUGCUAUCGUUGCGGCAAUGUGGCAGCUAUUUUGGAAUUAAACGAGUACCUGCAUCGUGAUUUUGUCAUAUUUGAAGCUGCCCCACAGGAGAGUCGUGGGAUACCAUCGAAAAAACCGCAAGCCGACUAUUUUCUAUAAGCUAACAUCUUAACAAGGCAUCGACGAUACAUACAAAUCGUUCAAAUGCGCGCGCCUAUUUCUUCAUGAUCGUGUAAACAUGGCAAUUCCAUAUCAACUUUUAAAUCGCUGUAACUAGGCAGCAUUAGACCUACCUACGUGUUUUUUGUAUUCGUAUUGUGGCAAUAACUUCGUAUUUAUAUACAUACAUACAUAGUUACACACACAAAUCUCACAUAAAAUUUUCUGCUCUGCGGAGUUUAUUUUAUAACUGUAAUGUUUAAAAAAUGCCUGCCUGUCUUAAGCAAAAAAAGUAAUAAAA